Molecule: messenger RNA, 753 nt
Organism: Cladocopium goreaui
Lineage: Eukaryota; Dinophyceae; Suessiales; Symbiodiniaceae
Source: the annotation of a GenBank genome assembly
AUGGCUGCCUCACCGUCAGAACCAUCAGCUCUCAGCCGUCCGAAACCUAUGCCUGGCCGGAGCCAUUGGGCAGUGCAGCGGCGCCAUUCCUUUGACCCCUGGGCUCACCUGGAGGAUGCCAGCGAAUCAGAUGAUCGGUUCCAAGCCGUUCUGGAGUUGGAAGUGGUGCAGUGGCGGCGGCACUCAAAACGUGUCUAUGUCACAAAUGAUGAAAGAAAGGCAGCCUUGAAGGCCGUGCAUGUUAGAUGCUGGAGAAGAGGUGCGGAGGAUCAUGCUGAGCUCAGGCAGGCAUAUUUCCCGUCCUCCUUCAUGCCGAAUGGCGGCCGGCUUUGGUUCGUCACAGGAAGCGAACCAGAGUGGUUGGAAAAGGAGAAGGGGGAGCUUGCGGAUGGGACUGCUGCACAGGCACCCAAGGGCCCCAAGAAAAGGAAAAGCAUUCAAAAAGCACCAAAAAAGGAUCCUGAAGACGAAGCAGACCGUGAAGAAUCCAAUGCUGCCAAGAAGGUCUCCUGUUCAGCGAACGAUCCAAAGAUCGGAAGGACAAUCUGGGGACAGAUGGAAACGGCCAUGCCGGCUGGUGAGCUUCGCGACAAGCUGUGGAAAUACCUCUGGCGCACCUAUGGCAGUGCAGUGGAGCAGGCCUCCACGAAGCCAGGGCCGAAGCCUGAAAGGCGCUACGGCGUUUGUUGCAGGCUUCCUGGGGCUCUGAGCUGUUGCAGCCAUCAAACUGCAUACAGAUUGUCGAAGCCAUGA